GAGCGCCGACCGAAAUCGUACUUCCCCCGACAACGGGCAAUGAAAUGCUGGGUGAGGGGGUGAAGAUGAGUUUUGCUCGAUUUAUUUGCUAGAGAAACAACAUCUCCAAAUACAAAUUUCUCGUGUUUAAAACCUCACGUCGCGGUUCAUUACCCGCAUCACUUGUUGCAAACCCUAGGAAACUGGAGUACCUUCUGGCGUUACUACUUAUCCAAUCUUGGACGCCUGCUUAAUUACAGCCUGCCCUAGUUUAUAUGAGCCCUGCGCCUUUGCGAGCACGCCAUCAUGGAACCCUCCGAUUUGACCACACAAAGCACCAAGAAUCCUGGUGCUUCUUCUCCCACAGAGCAUCUUUCAUCCCCGCAUGCGUCUCAAAAAGAGCCACACCGCAUGUCUCCUCCCAGUGCAGAGCAAGGGCCGCCCGAGAGAUCUUGCAGUGGGCAAGUCCAACCAAUCAAUGAAUGCACGCCCAUUGUUUCAAAUACCGAUUCAUCUCGCCGAAAUUAUCAGUCCACGGAAGGACUCAGGACUCGUGAAUCCGAGUCCGUGAAUAGUCAGGCCGGAAUUUCCGAACGGCAAUGUGCUAGAGACACUGAUCAACAGCCGUCUCAGUCAGACGCGGAGGAGCCGCAGGCCUCAUGGUAUCGUCGUAUGGCCGAUAGGUACGGCAGUUUAGAGCUGGAAAAUAAGGGAAGUGUUGCCCGAGAUCAUCUCGCCCUAGAACGUACAUUUCUGGCCUGGCUAAGAACUUCUUUGGCUUUCGCAUCCAUUGGAAUUGCGGUGACCCAGCUGUUUCGUUUGAAUAACACCGGGAAUGUGACCGGCGUUGAUUCUGCGUCGCAAAAUUCUAAUAUUGAUCCCGCUAGUAUCGCUAUAGCUUCCGCCUCUCAGCGGCUCCGCAGCAUAGGCAAACCGCUAGGAACCACUUUUAUCGGUGUCGCCAUCCUCAUUCUCUUGGUUGGCUUCCACCGCUACUUUGAAAGCCAGUACUGGAUCAUCAGGGGCAAGUUCCCGGCGAGCCGUGGCAGCGUUGGGUUGAUUGCAAUCGUCGCUGCCGCAUUGAUAAUAGCUACUCUAGUAGUCAUCCUUGCUAUCUCUCCGGGCGCCGUGGAAGCCUAGCGAGAGAACGUUCUUCAGUUUCGUCAUUUGAGCGUUGAGCGUGUUUCUUCUCUUCUCGUCACCUUCGAUCAUGUCAUUUCAGCAGAUGAUACGGAAGUGCAAACUGGGCAUAUCAUGCUCAACUGUUGUAUAUCCCUUCUGUACAAGGAUCCUCGGAAACAGACAAUGCGUAUCAUCUAGCCCUAUGCUUGCUGUUCGCACUAGGUUCGAGAUGUGGCUUCGGGCACUUACUUGCAGCUAGUUUUCACUAAUCAAGCGCGAGCAAGCAAUUCGUGAUGUACAUACGUAACGUCCGACAGGGGCUUGGCAGCUCUUCUAACUCCGAUAAGGUACCUGGCAGAAGCAAAGUCGGCCCUAUCCCCUCUGGAUAUGACCGAUCUUUGCACGGCCCGCACAAUCGGAGGGUUUGAUUUGAAACUUGAC
Messenger RNA from Aspergillus saccharolyticus JOP 1030-1, 1542 nucleotides. RefSeq lists its product as uncharacterized. The transcript is spliced from 2 exons. The coding region runs from base 286 to 1119 and encodes 277 amino acids. The record is from RefSeq and is a predicted model, not a curated record. NCBI's taxonomy places the organism in Eukaryota, Fungi, Ascomycota, Eurotiomycetes, Eurotiales, Aspergillaceae.